Molecule: messenger RNA, 1664 nt
Organism: Andrographis paniculata
Lineage: Eukaryota; Viridiplantae; Streptophyta; Magnoliopsida; Lamiales; Acanthaceae
Product: high mobility group B protein 13-like
Exons: 8
Coding region: 66-1562 (498 amino acids)
Molecular function (GO): DNA binding
Source: RefSeq, a predicted model, not a curated record
CCGCUCCUCACACAACCAUUCAUCACUCUCUCUCCGUCUCUUCAGUCUCUCGUGAAACCCUAACAAUGGCAGCCGUGGCGGAAACUCCCAACGUUGUCGAUCCUGCGCCGACCAAGAAGGGGAGAACAAGGAAGCCCCUAAAAUCGAAGACUACUUCCUCAAGUGAGGCCAACAUUGCCGCUGGAACCGUCUCCGUGCCUUCCCCUGUCGUCGUUGCUCCUCCGACGGCGCCGGAAAUCUCUGCCGGGAAAGAGAACCAGGAAAGCCUGGUUCAGAAGAAAACCAAAAAGGGGGCUGCUGCGAAGGGGAAAAAGCAACAGCAGCAACAAUCGGAGGCGCAGUCGUCCCUGGAGGAGGAGCUGCAAAAAAUGCAAGAGCAGCUCCAGAAAUUGAAACUUGAGAAGGAGCAGACGGAUGAGAUUUUGAAGAAGAAGGAGGAAGAACUCGAAACAAAGGACAAGGAACAAGAGAAACUCAAGAUUGAACUCAAGAAGUUGCAAAAGAUAAAGGAAUUCAAGCCCACCAUGACUCUACCCUUUGGAUUAUCAGUCAAAGAUCACGAACAGGAUAAGAAAGAUAAGAAGAAGAAUGCGACAAAGAGGCCAUCCCCACCAUAUAUUCUGUGGUUCAAAGAUCUGUGGAAUGAGGUGAAGAAAGCUAAUCCAGAAGCAGAUUUCAAGGAGAUGUCGAACCUGUUGGGGGCAAAAUGGAAGUCAGUUAGUGCCGAAGAGAAGAAGCCAUAUGAGGAGAGGUAUCAAGCUGAGAAGGAAGCCUAUUUGAAGGUAGUCGGAAACGAGAAGCGCGAGCAAGAAGCAAUGAAGCUGUUGGAGGAAGAGCAGAAACAGAAGACAGCUAUGGAGUUGCUCGAACAAUAUCUUCAGUUCAAACAAGAAUCUGAGAAAGAAAACAAGAAAACAAAGAAAACAAAGGAUCCAUUGAAGCCGAAACAACCUAUGUCAGCCUACUUCAUCUACUCGAACGAGCGUCGAACUACACUGCUUGCGAAGAACAAGAACAUCUUGGAGGUUGCGAAGGCCACUGGGGAGGAGUGGAAAAGCAUGACUGAGGAACAAAGAGCACCUUAUGAACAGAUGGCAAUGAAGAACAAGGAGCAGUACAUGGAAGAGAUGGAAGUGUACAAGAAGAAGAAAGAGGAAGAAGCCUCCAACCUUAAAAGAGAAGAAGAAGAGCUUCAAAAGCUUCAGAAGCAAGAAGCCCUGCAACUGCUAAAGAAGAAGGAGAAAACCGAAACGCUCAUCAAAAAAACCAAAGAGAAGAAGAAGAAAGAGAAGAAGGGGGGAGACAAGAUUGUUGAUCCAAAUAAACCAAAGAAGCCUGCUUCUUCAUUCCUCCUCUUCAGCAAAGAUGCAAGGAAGAAUUUAGCAGAGGAGCGUCCCGGGAUCAGCAACUCGACCCUGAAUGCUCUGAUUUCGGUCAAGUGGAAGGAACUGAGUGAAGAGGAGAAGCGAGUUUGGAAUGAUAAGGCUGCUAAGGCAAUGGAAGCAUACAAGAAAGAGUUGGAAAGCUACACUAACAAAUUAGCAGAAGCAGAGCAGGAGUAGUAGGAGUGAAUAGAACAGACAGACAGACAGACUAGAAGGGGAGGUGUUCAACUUAGACAUGUCUUGUUGAACGAACUUAGCAAAUUAGUUGUUUUUUGAUGA